This is a messenger RNA of Fusarium subglutinans, 1368 nucleotides long. RefSeq lists its product as uncharacterized. The record is from RefSeq and is a predicted model, not a curated record. The transcript has a single exon. Lineage: Eukaryota; Fungi; Ascomycota; Sordariomycetes; Hypocreales; Nectriaceae. The coding region runs from base 1 to 1368 and encodes 455 amino acids.
AUGAACACACCGCAAUCAGAAGUGUCGAGCUCGGAGGAAGUUGAAGAGGUUCUUCCAGUCUUUGUGUCUGCUAUCAGCAGCCCAUCACCCCUUAUAUACUUCCACCAUAUCAUUGACCCUGAAACAACAAAGCUUACAGUUCAAGUUCUCGGGGCCAAUAUCUCCUUCGUCUUCAGCCAUCGUCGAGCAAAGUCAGUCAUCAGCAGAUCCCAGAUUGAAGCGCAACUCGAAAACAAAACCACAGGGUUCCUUUGCAUUGUGUCUGCAAAAUCUCAGCGUGUUGUCUUAGCGGCAGCUGAAUCAGGUCAUGGUCUUGGAAAAUACGGCGAUGUAUUGGACAAGAAGAAAGGCAUUCUUCCAAAUAGUAUUUGGACUAGGCGAGUCGUGUCCAUGGGUAAGACCCUUGGUAUGAACAUGAGAACAGUGUUUGACAACCCUGGCCGAAGAGCGGGAAACACUGAGGGUAUCUUUCGCGGGUCUCACGUUGAAGUCAAACUCGCAGUUCAUGGUAUUUGCGUUCUUCUGCAGACUUUCGAGAUCACAAAGGACUUUAACAAUGUCACCAUGAAGCAACUGAACCAACUUCGACAGGCUCGCUGGGAAGAUGGAUCUCGUCCAGUUCUCGAAGUGUAUUUCUCCCGAAAGUAUUGCAAACCCUGCAUGUCUCUUGUGCAGAAAUUGCAAGAUGCCACUGGGGUUACCAUCCGGCUUGUAUGGAAGCCUCGCCUCGUGAUGAAGAAAUACAUCCUUCGAAAACUAAAACCUGGCCAGCCUCCACGAGCACAGGAGUUUGAGCCUCAGGACUACGACUUUGGCGAUAUUCUGCCUGAUGAUUCUGAUAUAGAAGUCAUAUCAGACGACGAGGGUGCCAAAGAAGAGGUUGACAAGAUUGACCUUACCCACAUUCGAUCGACAUCGCCGAUUUCAUGGAAUCAAGAGAUCGAUGAUUAUCUGGAUGGUCUCGCUUAUAGAGUAGGCCAGAUGGAAGACUGCCCAGAAGGUGCCAGAUCAGCUAUCGUCGAGUUUGCCAGUGUCAGAGUCAACGCCAAGAAGUCUCUCGAUGCUGCAAAAGUUAGCAAGCCCCUACCAGCAACGCCGGUUAUAGAAGCACCGCCAGACUUCCUCGAGGGUGACGAGCGACAGCGGCAAAGACAUGCUUUUCCUCGUGCGCAGAAAAAGCUGUUUCGUGGACCACGCGAUAAGAAUGGCUCUAGAGUGAGGAGUGCUUCUCCCAAACGCAGGGCACAGUCAGUCAGAGACCGCUCACCACGACGAUACAAUUUGGGACCAUUGCAACGCCAUUCAACUGAAGCUCCUCAAGGAAGAUCUUUGGCUAAUGCCACUUCGCAACGUCGCUCUAUUCGCUAA